Molecule: messenger RNA, 540 nt
Organism: Penicillium olsonii
Lineage: Eukaryota; Fungi; Ascomycota; Eurotiomycetes; Eurotiales; Aspergillaceae
Source: the annotation of a GenBank genome assembly
AUGGCGAAAUAUCGCUCGCGCGAAGUGCGCCGUCGGUACCACUGGCCUGAGCUCCAGCUCAAUCUCUGGAUCAUGGUUGUUCUUUCUUGCUCGGCGACUUGUUUGGGCAUCUUCUCGUGGUUCAUGGUCGUGCAAAACCAACUACACCUCGGUACACCAUGGCUGUUCCCUUACAUGGCUGUUACCAGUGCGCUCGGCGUGGCGUUUAUCUUCGUCGUCCUCAUCCUCGCCUCGUGCCAUUUCCUACUACCCGGGAUUAUCAUCAUCGGCAGCUUCAUACUCUUCGUGUUAUGGUUGACGGGUCUGAUUGAGACCUCGCUGCAGCUCUAUGGUGUUGUUGCGAAUGUGAACGACAAUUGCCAGAUCUAUGUGACGAAUAACAAGUCCUGGGGCAACAACCUCAAUACCCUGGCGUGGUUGACGCAAAGCACUAUUUGUAAUUGUUGGAAAACUGCUUUUGCUUUAGAGCUCGUCAACACCAUCUUCUAUCUCUGGAUGAUUGUCAUGUCUUGGCAGGUUAAUCGGGAUGUUUACGAUUGA